Rhineura floridana is the source of this 5388-nucleotide messenger RNA. It is a transcript of the gene DNAJC6, whose product is annotated as DnaJ heat shock protein family (Hsp40) member C6. The transcript has 20 exons. The coding region runs from base 371 to 3169 and encodes 932 amino acids. Gene Ontology annotation, biological process: clathrin-dependent endocytosis; synaptic vesicle uncoating; dephosphorylation. Lineage: Eukaryota; Metazoa; Chordata; Lepidosauria; Squamata; Rhineuridae. Gene Ontology annotation, molecular function: phosphatidylinositol-3,4,5-trisphosphate 3-phosphatase activity; clathrin binding. The record is from RefSeq and is a predicted model, not a curated record. Gene Ontology annotation, cellular component: cytoplasm; vesicle; cytosol.
CUGAACUAUAGCCCAGCAUUAUACACCGUUUUCAUACAAAUCACCACAUCACGUCUCCGGGACUGAGGUAUGGAGCCUUAGUGACCUAUGACUGGCUGUGAAUGACAAAUCAAAAGUCAGCCUUUCAGCAAUCAGCUGAGAUUUUUUUCCCUGCUGAGCUGCAGCAAGGAGAGAAAAGGGAGGAUGAAAGAAUCUGAAAAUAAAGCUCGUGGACAGCAACGGUGACUUCUGCGGCAGCCGGGAGCGAACCGUCAGCGGCGGCGGCAGCAGCAGCGGCAGCAAACAAGGGGUGAUCCCCGCGGUGGUGGCAGCAGCGGCAGCGGCGAGGAGCCCAGUACGACAGCAGCACCAGCCGCUCGACUGCAGCACCAUGGACAGCUCAGGUGCCUCGUCUCCUGACGUAGAGUCUAACUAUGGGGGCGGCCUGUUAGACAUGAUGAAAGGAGGAGCAGGGAGACUCUUCAGCAACUUAAAGGAUAACUUGAAGGACACUCUAAAAGACACUUCCACUAAAGUUAUGCAAUCUGUUGCAAGCUACACCAAGGGAGAACUAGAUAUUUCUUACAUUACCUCAAGAAUUAUUGUGAUGUCAUUUCCUGGUGAAGGAGUUGAACUGGGAUUUAGGAAUCAUAUUGACAAUGUACGAACGUUCUUGGAUUCAAGUCAUCCUGACCGCUACACAGUUUUCAAUUUGUCACCGAAGUCUUAUCGUACUACCAGAUUUCAUAAUAGAGUAUCUGAAUGUAGUUGGCCAGUUAGACAAGCACCCAGUCUCCAUAACCUCUAUGCUGUAUGCAAGAACAUGCACAACUGGUUGCAGCAGAAUCCCAAAAAUGUUUGUGUCAUCCACUGUAUGGUAAGUCAGGCAGAUGGUCGUGUAGCGUCAGCAGUCCUGGUCAGUGCAAUGUUCUGUUUCUGUCAUCUCUUCUCUAAUCCAGCUCAUGCCAUUCAGUUGUUAAAUUCAAAGAGACCUGGGAUAGUACUCUGGCCAUCCCACAGAAGGUACAUAGGAUAUAUUUGUGACUUAAUUGCAGACAAGCCUAUUCAACCUCACUGCAAACCGCUAACUAUCAAAUCGGUCCUCCUCAGUCCAGUGCCCUGUUUCAACAAGCAGAGAAAUGGCUGUCGGCCUUUCUGUGACAUUCUUAUUGGAGAAACUAGAAUCUUCACAACCUCCCAGGAAUAUGAAAGAAUGAAGGAAUUCCGCGUUCAAGAAGGAAAAGUUGUAAUUCCAUUAGGAGUCACUGUCCAUGGUGAUGUGGUGGUUUCUGUUUACCAUAUGCGAUCAACCAUUGGGGGACGGCUUCAGGCUAAAAUGACAAAUACACAAAUAUUCCAGAUUCAGUUUCACACUGGAUUCAUAGCCCUGGGAACAACGAUGUUAAAAUUUACUAAACCUGAGUUGGAUGCCUGUGACUCGUCAGAUAAAUAUCCUCAGCUCUUUCAUGUCAUACUGGAGAUAGAAAUAGAUUCUACUGACAGACAGACUGACCUGACUCCUCCAUGGGAGAACUUCACAACAAAAGAUAUCAACCCAAGCAUUCUUUUCUCAUCGCAUCAGGAACACCAGGACACCCUUGCCCUGGCAGGUAGAGGCUCUGUAGAUGCAUCACAAGAUAACCUUAAGAAUGCUGGACAAGGUGCAUUUUUGUCAUCCCUCAGCUGGCAAGAUCAAAAACUAGAGAGAAGCAGCUCUCAUCCCAGUUCUGAGGAUCGGGCGGCACUGGUACAUGAAGAAAGUGAACAGUCAGAUGAUGAACUCUUAUCCCUCUCCAGUCAGCACAGUAACACCAGCACUGACAAAAUCCAUGGGGCACCAAAGCACAGUAAGAAGCAUCAAGAUCCACCAGGCCCACAACCCCCAGAGGAUGUCGACCUUUUAGGCUUGGAUGGCAGUCCUAUGAGCAAGAACUUCCAAGCAGCAUCUGCAGCACCCCCAUCUAAUUCAGACUUGCUGAGUGAUCUCUUUGGAGUUGGUAACUCUGGAGGACCAAGCCAAGGUGGACAAACAACUGUUGAGGAUGUCUUUCAUGUGAGUGCCACUGGAUCUUCACAAUCCACCCCACGACGGUCUGCAGCUUCAGCAUCACCAUCUUUGUCCCCAAGAGUUGGAGAAGCAACUGCCUUUGACCCAUUUGGGAGUAGUCCUAAGACAACUGCACCAGAUCUUCUAGGCUCUUUUCUUGGUUCAUCAAGUGCCACCACUGAUCCAUUCCUUCAAGGAGCACGGAGUCCUUCACCUACAGUGCAAGGAGACCCUUUUAACAUGGCUUCUUCUAGUACACCAUCUGUUUCCAUUCAACCAGAUGUUUCAGAUGAUUGGGAAUGGCCUAGCAAAUCAGGUGGUCAACAUGUGGGGAGCAAAUCAGCUGCCACCAGCCCUACGGGGUCACUACAUAGUACUCCUACACAUCAAGUCAAGCCACAAACACUGGAUCCUUUUGCUGACUUGGGGGCACUUGGUGCAAAUCUAGCAGGUUGUCCUUCCUUCGCUAGCAAGCCCAGCACACCUACAGGAAUAGGUGGAGUAUUUCCUCCUAUGGGAUCACCGCAGAAACCAUCUCCCCAGCCAAUGGGAGGCAACAGCUGGCAACAGGGCACUGGGUAUUCCUGGCCACAAUCGCAGACCAAACCCCAACAAAACAUGUCACAUUCCUCUCCACAGAACAGGCCUAAUUAUAAUGUGAGUUUUUCUGCAGUGCCUGGUGGCCAAAAUGACCGUGGAAAAGGAUCAGGCAGUUCCGACACCAAACCCAAAGCGUCUGCUGAUUUUGAGGACCUCUUAUCUGGCCAAGGCUUUAAUGCUCACAAAGACAAAAAGGGACCGAGAACAAUAGCAGAAAUGAGGAAAGAAGAAAUGGCCAAGGAGAUGGACCCUGAAAAGUUAAAAAUCCUUGAAUGGAUUGAAGGGAAGGAGAGAAACAUAAGAGCCUUGUUGUCCACAAUGCACACGGUGUUAUGGGAAGGAGAAACAAAAUGGAAACCUGUGAGCAUGGCAGAUCUUGUUACUCCGGAGCAAGUAAAGAAAGUUUACCGGAGAGCAGUGCUUGUUGUUCAUCCUGAUAAAGCUACAGGGCAGCCAUAUGAACAAUAUGCAAAGAUGAUUUUUAUGGAGCUCAAUGAUGCCUGGUCAGAAUUUGAAAACCAAGGCCAAAAGCCCUUGUAUUAGUGUACUUCUUCAGACAUUGCUGUAGACCUGUGCUAGUGCUCAUAUAGUUCCUUGCCACAAGAUUUUCACAGCUGAAUUGGUAUCUGGCUAGAAAUUUGGAAAUAAUAAGACUAGUCCUAAUACUAAAACCUUUAUGGAGGCUGCUCCUUGUGUAUGCCAUGAAUUACAGAUACAAAGAGAGGAGUUCUAGAGAGUAAUCUUAUAGUGUUGUUUCAGGUAUAAACAGGGUAGGUGAAGAUGCAUUCUAGAAAAUUGGGAUUGUUUGUCUUGGAACAAGUGAGGUGAAACUAAUGGUCUCUCUCACUAUUAACCAAAUAGAUCCUGUGCCACUAGGGAUGUGGCUUAGUCUUGAAAGAUUGUAUCGAGGACAAACUUUGUCAAAACAAAACAACAAUGUUCAUACGUGGUUAUUUGCUAUACACUGAACUAUUAUGAUAAUUUGUCCCUUCAGUUAUUUCUUGUAGUACAUUUUCUGAAUCUGACAGCUAGGAAACUGGAUUAUGUCUUUGGCAACUUACUGCUGCCUUAAGAAUAGUACUGUAUUUCAUGUUUCAGAGAAGCAGAUAACUAGACAUUCUACACCAACAUAGAAUUUGGGAAGUGUCUUUACAUUAUUAUUAAUUUUUUAUGCACGCAGAAGCCAGUUAAAGAUAACACCCAAAUCACCAGAGCACUAAGGUUGAUUGCGGUUCACUAAUAUAAAAGUAAGGGUGUGAAUUAAUAGCUUGAAAAAGCUUUUUAAAAAUUCCCAUUUGAAGAAAAUUCUUAAAACCCUGCUUCUAAAACAAAGGUGAAUCUUUGCCUUCUUCAGCAUUGUGAAGUUACAUUCUCAAUUCAAAUUGUAUUAUUUAAACCCAAUCAAAUAUCUAAAGUUUUCCCAGAGCAUUUAUGAACACAAGCUGAUACUGCAAUGUAGCUUCACCGUCUGAACCUCUGUAGGUAAUUGAUAAAUUCAUGUAGUUUUAUCAGAUCUGAGGUAAGCAAAAAAAUUGGAAACGUGCUUACAAAAGUUAUAUUGGCCCAGUAAGCAAUAAUGUUAUAUUCACAUGGUGGUAUCUAUGAUGGUAAAAAUAUGUACUCUCCAUCUUCUUACAAAACUGAUUUUAUAUAGCACUUUGAAAAGUUUCUCCUUUUGCAGAGAAACUUGUAAUGGCAGUUUCAUUUAUUGACAUUUCCUGAGUGAAAUCCAGUCUCUGCCAUGCAUGGGGUAGAUGAAUAUUAUGCAAUCUCUUCCCCUCCAAACAGUUGAUAAUUAAGCCAACUUGCAACAGCCAUUUGAAACUGGGUUGUUUACACAGGUCCAUCAUGUUGAUAAAUUCUGAUGAGACAUCUCUCUUGAAAACUAAAUAUCUGCAGUUCGUUGAAUGAAUAGUGGCACUUGAGUCCAUCACUCAUUGGAUCCUGUUAUAUAGCCCAUUUCCUGGAGAUGUUGCAAGGUAGCUAUAAAAGUCACUGCACUGAAGAAAAAAAAAGGUCAUCUGUAUCUGCUUAGUAGAUUGGCAGAGGCUGGGCAGAAAGUUUUCCACAUGCAAGGAAAGAUUUCUAGGUGACGUGAAAAUCUUGGUCAUAUUGGUGUUUUAAGACAAUCUAUUUUUCUGUUCUUGUUUUCUUUCUAGUGGGAAACCCUUUUCUGCAGAUACAGCAUGUCAACCAGCCUACAUUUAUUUUUAUAUUAAAAGGGCAUCUUUUUGUUGUGUUCAUCCAUUAUUUAUUGCCAUUUUACUGCCAAUGUGAAACAAAACACCAAGCUCUCCUUUUUUAUAUGUACAAGACAUUAAGAUGUUUGAACAAUUAUAACAAACUGGAUGUUAUUUAUUAACAUAUUAUGAAAUGUUUUGAUCAAGUAUGUGCUUGUCUAUUAAAAACAUUUUGAAAUGUGAAUCAUGUUCCUGUGACUUGUUUUAAUACCACAUUCACUUCUGUAGAUAUAGUGUGAAUUAUGCUUAUGAAUGGAUUCAAUUAAUGUAGCAUCAUUUUUUGAAAUUACAAAAAUGACAUUAGCUUUGUACAUCAAACAUUGUUUUUAAAAAGCCCUGGAUAACUCAAAUUUUAACAAAAUAAAAUAUACCAUUUAAACUUCAUCUAGUUCAGUAAAAAGAAACCUUACUCAACUUAAAAACCACCUCUAACUGCAGUGUUUUUAUGGUGCGUGAAAGUGAGACCUGCUAUAUAUCAAAACUACUGAACUCAAAACUUUUUUCUUUUCUUUUUUGUUAUAC